AGAGUAGCGUUGUUGGUGAGAGCAGUGAGAGCAGUGUGGACGGCAGGAUGGGAGAAGAAGUGGAACGUUACUGUAGAUCAGUGUGUCCCCUUCCGCCCAGCGCCUAGGACGACGCCCAGUAACAACACCCGCCCAUUAGGAGCAAGUAAAUCCGACGGGCGAGGCUUUGUUCCCUAGGUUCUUCCCGGUGGACCGUUCACCUAGGAUGGAAAGGGCGAUGGAGCAGCUCAACGUACAGCUCAGUCGGCUGGACCCCGCCUCCUCCGCCGGGCCAGGACCGUGGAACUCCGGAAGACAAUGAGACUGCCGUGUACACACUUAUGCCAAUGGUCAUGGCUGACCAGCACAGAUCAGUGUCAGAGUUGCUGCUCAACUCCAAGUUUGAUGUGAACUACGCCUUUGGACGAGUGAAAAGAAGUCUGCUACACAUCGCUGCCAACUGUGGGUCAGUGGAGUGUCUGGUUCUACUGCUGAAGAGAGGAGCCAACCCAAACUACCAGGACAUCUCAGGCUGUACCCCUCUGCACCUCGCUGCUAGGAACGGACAGAAGAAGUGUAUGGGCAAACUACUGGAAUACAACGCUGAUGUGAACAUUUGCAACAAUGAGGGACUGACUGCUAUCCACUGGUUGGCAGUGAAUGGAAGGACGGAACUCCUCUAUGAUCUGGUCCAGCAUGUGUCCAACGUGGAUGUGGAGGACGCCAUGGGGCAGACAGCUCUACAUGUAGCCUGUCAGAACGGACACAAAACUACGGUGUUGUGCCUUCUGGACAGUGGAGCGGACAUCAACCGGCCGAACGUCUCUGGAGCCACGCCUCUUUACUUUGCCUGCAGUCAUGGCCAAAGAGACACCGCACAGAUCCUGCUCUCUCGAGGUGCCAAAUAUCUUGCUGACAAGAAUGGAGUCACUCCUCUGGAUCUCUGUGUGCAGGGUGGAUAUGGGGAGACCUGUGAGAUCCUCAUCCAGCACCACAGUAGACUUUUCCAGACCCUCAUCCAGAUGACACAAAAUGAUGAUAUGAAAGAGAACAUGCUCAGGCAGGUUAUGGAGCACGUCUCUCAGCAGAGCGACAGUCAUUACCUGAGGAUCUUGACCAGUCUUGCUGAAGUGGCUACCACCAAUGGACACAAGCUUCUCAGCCUGUCCAGCAGUUUUGAAGCUCAGAUGAAGAGUCUGCUGAGAAUCAUUCGUAUUUUCUGUCAUGUGUUCCGCCUGGGGCCUUCAUCACCCAACAAUGGCAACGACAUGGGCUACAAUGGCAACAAGACGCCUCGCAGCCAGGUCUUUAAGAUGUGUGCGAGACAGAUGGAGGUGGAGACGAUACAAAAAGAUGAAUGUUCCUGGACAGGUUCUGCUGUCUUUGAUCCACUGGAGCUGCUGUGGCACUCCCUGGACGAGUGGCUGGUCCUUAUCUCCACAGAGCUGGACAGGAACAGGAAGAACCCGUCUUCCUCCUCAUCCAGCAGCGAGAUAGCCUCUCUGCUUCUCAAACAGCGGGAGGUUGACCACUCGGGUUCCAUGUCAAAGCUACCCUCCUUACUGGACCCUCAGACCGUCAUGGAAACAGAGCUGUACGCCGACGGGGAGGACGUCAUCUCCAUGACGGCCAAUCGGCUCAGUGCUGUGAUCCAGGCCUUCUAUAUGUGCUGCUCCUGUCAGAUGCCUCAAGGAAUGACGUCCCCUCGCUUUAUUGAGUUUGUCUGCAAGCAUGACGAGGUGCUCAAGUGUUUUGUAACCAGGAAUCCAAAGAUCAUCUUUAACCACUUCCAUUUCCUCCUGGAGUGUCCAGAGUUGAUGUCACGCUUCAUGCACAUUAUUAAGGGCCAGCCCUUCAAGGAUCGCUGUGAGUGGUUCUAUGAGCAUCUGCUGGCUGGCCAGCCCGACUCAGACAUGGUUCAUCGUCCGGUCAACGAGAACGACAUCCUGCUCAUCCACAGAGAUUCCAUAUUCAGGAGUAGCUGUGAGAUGGUUUCCAAGUCCACCAAUGAGAAACUCAAGCAGGGCAUCGCUGUUCGCUUCCAUGGCGAGGAGGGAAUGGGCCAGGGUGUGGUUCGGGAGUGGUUUGACAUCCUGUCCAAUGAGAUCAUCAACCCAGACUAUGCUCUGUUCACUCAGUCAGCUGAUGGUACCACCUUUCAACCCAACAGUAACUCGUCGGUGAACCCAGACCAUCUGAACUACUUCCAGUUCGCAGGUCACAUCCUGGGUCUGGCUCUGUACCACCGCCAGCUGGUCAACAUCUAUUUCACCCGCUCCUUCUACAAGCACAUUCUGGGUAUCCCAGUGAGCUACCAGGAUGUGUCAUCCAUCGAUCCAGAGUAUGCAAAGAACCUGCAGUGGAUCCUGGACAACGACAUUAGUGAUCUGGGUCUUGAGCUCACCUUCUCUGUAGAGACGGAUGUGUUUGGGGCGAUGGAGGAAGUGCCGCUCAAACCCGGAGGGACCAGCAUCCUGGUCACCCAGGAAAACAAGGCCGAGUACGUCCAGCUGGUGACGGAGCUGAGGAUGACGCGAGCCAUCCAGCCUCAGAUAAACGGCUUCCUGCAAGGAUUCCACACCUUCAUCCCCCCCUCGCUCAUCCAGCUGUUCGACGAAUACGAAUUGGAGCUCCUGCUGUCAGGGAUGCCAGAGAUCGAUGUGCAGGAUUGGUGCAGGAACACUGAGUACACGAGUGGCUACGACCCUCAGGAGCCAGUCAUCCAGUGGUUCUGGGAGGUGGUGAACAGCCUGACCCAGGAAGAACGGGUUCUUCUGCUUCAGUUUGUCACUGGAAGUUCCAGGGUUCCUCAUGGUGGCUUCGCCUACCUGAUGGGUGGCAGCGGUUUACAGAAGUUCACCGUUUCUGCAGUGCCAUACACCUCCAACCUACUGCCUACCUCUAGUACCUGUAUCAACAUGCUGAAACUCCCAGAAUACCCGAGCCAGGAGGUCGUGAGAGACCGGCUGCUGGUCGCGCUGCAUUGUGGGAGCUACGGUUACACCAUGGCGUAGACAUCCUAUCAUUUGCUGCUGCUGUGAGGGUCUGCAAACUCCUGCAGCACUCUCUCCUCCACAGACACUCUUUUUGUAGUCAAGCGCUGCUUUUGCUGGAUGAAAAAGGGAAAUCCAGAUUGUUAUUACUGAGCUGCUGGAGAGGCCCAACGGACUGAUGGAGACCACAGGUUCUGGAUCUCCAUACCUGUGCCACCACUUCUACUUUUUUGAUUGAAGCUGGUAUCUGGUAAUUUAUGCAAAUAAUAAUUUAAUAUCUUCUAAAUUUAACUAUUUUCAUGCAUACGUUUAUUUAUGAAAUGACAGAAUUUAUACCAUGAAUCGUCUACUUAAAACACAGGAUAAUAAUCACAAUAAAACGUAUUCAUGCAUGCUUA
Sebastes umbrosus (honeycomb rockfish) is the source of this 3370-nucleotide messenger RNA. RefSeq names its product HECT domain and ankyrin repeat containing E3 ubiquitin protein ligase 1 (gene hace1). The coding region runs from base 321 to 2993 and encodes 890 amino acids. Gene Ontology annotation, cellular component: nucleus. The transcript has 25 exons. Gene Ontology annotation, molecular function: ubiquitin-protein transferase activity; protein binding. NCBI's taxonomy places the organism in Eukaryota, Metazoa, Chordata, Actinopteri, Perciformes, Sebastidae. Gene Ontology annotation, biological process: proteasome-mediated ubiquitin-dependent protein catabolic process; positive regulation of protein catabolic process; protein polyubiquitination. The record is from RefSeq and is a predicted model, not a curated record.